UCUCUCAAUUUAAGGUGUUGGCAAUUAGAUUUGCGAGUCUCGCUAUGUGAGAAAGCUAUUUAUGCAGAUUUAAAGGGAGUCUUCUUCCUCUGUAUCUUGAUAAAAAAGUAGAAUUUAUAGGUAAUUAGAAAUACCCAGUAAUGAUCAUCAGCACAGGUAUUGAAAAGAAAAUCAAGAAUUAAAGUGGAGGGGGCGAAAGAAGAUUACACAGAGGUUGAAAUGAAGAGGAAAAGGGAGUUAGAGAAGGUGUCAGAAAUAAGGUCUGCCAUUGAAGAGCUCUCUAUGAUGGUCAAACUUAAACCUGGUGAUAAUCAUGAUGCUGCUCACAUCCCCACAAAGCCAUUUCUUCAUGUCUGCAACCUGGUUAUUCAAAUUCUUGAUAAGAUUGGACCAACAAUGGCUGUUUUGAGACAAGACAUUCAUCAGAAUAUUCAGAGAUUGGAAAUAUUCCAUGAAUCUGAUCCUUCACUGUAUUCAAAUUUGGUGGAGAUAAUGAAGAAAGAGGCCAGUGAAGGCAAUGCAAGAAAGACUACAAGCUCUAGCAAAGCCUUUGUUUGGCUUACCAGAUCCUUGGAUUUUACUUUGGCACUAUUACAAAAAUUAUCAAGAGAUCCAGAGCAGAGCAUGGAACAAGCCGUGGAAGAGUCUUACAACAUCACUUUGAAACCAUGGCAUGGAUGGAUUUCAUCAGCUGCUUUCAAAUAUUUGCAGGUAGCUCUACAACUAGUGCCUGAUAACAAAACCUUCACUAAUCUCCUCAUGGGAAAAGAUGGAAACAAUGAGACCCUUAAAGAGGAAACCCAGAACUUGAUUACAUUACUUUCGCCUUUACUAGAGGAAAUCCACUCUAUCCUGAGAGUAUAUGAUAUGGAUAGGUUAAAGUCAACCUAAGGAGAUAUCAUAUAAAGAAAGCGAAACAUAUGUACUGAGUUUAGUUAUAUAAAUAUGUAAAUAGCUGAGGAGUAUAAAGGGUAUCUCCCUUUUCUCUGUCAUGUAAUAUAAAUAUGUAGAUAGCUGGUUAAGCAUAAUUUGUUACAAAACAACGAAAAAUCAAUCAGAGCUGCUAUAAUGUAUAGAUUUACACACACAAAUAUCAUCUCAUCCUCUUUUUAGCAACAGCUGUCAAUGGGGUGACAGGAACAUCUUUCUAGGAUAAACCUAGCUAAAAGACAAUGCUAAAUCCUCAAACUUCCAAGCACAUUCAUUAGGUUCCUUCCAAUCUAUCAAAAUCUAUUGCACCUCCUUUCUUCUCAAAUUCUUAAUGUGUAUUCACAAGAAUUUGAGACAAUUUACAAGAAAAUCAGGCUUGGAAAUUCAGCUGCCCCUGAGACCAACAGAUAUGUGUUCCUUUAAUUUGGAAGGAAGAAGAUCCUCCGAUAUAAAGAGUAGUUUAAUAGAUUUUACAGUUGAAAGAUAUCCCUAAAGUGAGUGAGAGUUUGUUUAUUAUUUGUGUCUGAGAGUUCACGACAAUUAGUCGAAUGUUUGUAAUCGUACUACAAAUCUUAUUGUUUUGUGUGAAUGUGAUCUGUUUGAUUAUUUAUGUGGUGUGCUUUUGUUGGUACCAAAUUCCAGCCAAUUUGUGUAAAGCUUCCACUGUCACAACAAACUACUGACUAGUAUCAAAAUAAGAUGUUUAUACAACAGAUAGCAUGUUACAGAAGUAUGAUUUGAUCUUUCUUUAGAACUCUUUUUUCAUGGUAGCUAAGGUACUGUGAAGAGAUAAAUAUGUCUCCUGAAGCAAUUCUCACUUAAACGCCCUCUUUCUAGUGAAAGUGAUCAGAGCCACCGACACUAGUUCAAGAUUAAUAGAUUGAACAGUCAAAGACCAUGAGUUUGACAUGUACAUAUUGAAAUAUGGAACAUAUAUCAUAUAUGGGGAACGAAUCCUCAUCAUUUUCCGGUAAAUAUAUCUCCCCAAAGCCGGUUCUGCCUAUUGAAUCAGAAGAUAAUGAUAGAACUCAAACUGAGCAGUCCCGCGAUAAAGCCUCAACACCCAGAUAACAACGAGAAAAAGUUUACUACUUUACCUCUAGAUCAGAUUUGCGUAACUAAAAAAUAGGAAGAGACAUACCAAUUCAAAUGUGUAAUCUUUACUGUGCGAUUUUACAAUAUACAUACACUGCAACUCCUCUCUAGAGAGCAACAGUGCACGAGAGUGAUUGCUUCAAUUCAGCCCAUAUCCUUGUGUUUAGCAUUUUUUCAACCACUUAGAGUGCUUACCUUUAUAUGGUCUGAGCCACACAAGACCCACGUCAUGACUGAUCCAAAUUCCUCUUCUUCCUUCUCGCCUGCAAAUCCACGUAGCAUACAUUCUAUGCAAACAAGAUCCAAGAAUCACACUUUCAAACCCAAACAACUCAAGGAGGGAACCAAUUGAUAUCCUCUACACAAAUCCUUACUCAGUUCAUCCUCCACUGAAAUAGGGCCCAUGAGGGUACAAUGAAUUUGAAGCCCUAACACUAGAAAUAUGAACAUAGUGGGUUGCAAAUGGGCUUUCCGGAUCAUACGAAAAGUAAAUAUGAUGUAGCCCAGAUGUAUUGGAUUAUCAAAGAAGUGGCUGAAUCCAUU
Molecule: messenger RNA, 2568 nt
Organism: Corylus avellana
Lineage: Eukaryota; Viridiplantae; Streptophyta; Magnoliopsida; Fagales; Betulaceae
Source: RefSeq, a predicted model, not a curated record